ACUACAUAACUUGAUCUGUGGGUUUUCUCUUAUACUACUCUCCCAUGGCAGCUAUUUCUUUGAGAAAAACGAAGGCUUUGUGCUUUUUCCUAGCAAUUGCUUGUGGGUUUGUUUCGACCUCCGCAGAGCUUCGAACAUUCCAACAGCCCACCAAAAGAGAUGGUUCCCUCAGCUUUCUCGUGGUUGGAGACUGGGGUAGAAGAGGAGCCUUCAACCAAUCUCAAGUUGCUCUUCAGAUGGGACGUACUGGGGAGAAGCUCAACAUCGGUUUUGUAGUUUCCACUGGAGAUAAUUUCUACGACAAUGGAUUGAGGGACGAACAUGACACCGCAUUUGAGGAUUCAUUUACCAAGAUCUACACUGCUAAAAGCCUGCAAAAGCAGUGGUACAGCGUAUUGGGCAACCAUGAUUACAGAGGCGAUGCAGAAGCACAACUGAGCCCUGUUCUUCGGAAUAUUGACAGCAGAUGGCUUUGCUUGAGAUCCUUCAUCGUUGAUGCAGAAUUAGCAGAGAUAAUCUUCGUAGACACCUCUCCAUUCGUGGAGAAGUACUUCACCGAAACAGAUGGUCACAAUUACGAUUGGCGGGGUAUCACUCCACGGAAACCAUACAUCAAGAACCUACUCAACGACGUAGAAUCUGUAUUAAUGGAAUCAACUGCGAAAUGGAAGAUUGUUGUGGGUCAUCAUGCAAUUAGAAGUGUUGGACAUCAUGGCGAUACACAGGAACUUGUGAAUCUUCUCCUCCCAAUUCUCAAGGCUAAUAAUGUUGAUUUCUACAUGAAUGGUCAUGACCACUGCUUGGAGCAUAUCAGUGACACAGAGAGUCCGAUACAGUUCUUGACGAGUGGAGCAGGGUCCAAGGCAUGGAGAGGAGAUGUCAAAGAUGAAAACAGAAGAGGGCUCAACUUCUUCUACGACGGGCAGGGUUUUAUGUCUGUGCAAUUGACUCAAUCUGAGGCAGACAUUGUUUUCUAUGAUGUUUUUGGCAAGAUUUUGCACAGAUGGAAUGCACAGAAGCAGCUGCACUUGUCAUCAUAAAGCUCUAAAAUUGAAUAAUUCAGGCUUACAGAUUUUGAUUGUUCCAAGUUUCCGGAAUUUUGUUCCUUGAAUUCCCUUAAAACAAGAACAAGUGAAAAAUCCCAAUGUUAGGGUCUGCUCCCAUGGUUUAAAUUGGUGAACUAAUUUUACUCUAACAAAACUAUUAGUCAAUU
Messenger RNA from Rubroshorea leprosula, 1213 nucleotides. The record is from the annotation of a GenBank genome assembly. NCBI's taxonomy places the organism in Eukaryota, Viridiplantae, Streptophyta, Magnoliopsida, Malvales, Dipterocarpaceae.